Molecule: messenger RNA, 2219 nt
Organism: Carya illinoinensis
Lineage: Eukaryota; Viridiplantae; Streptophyta; Magnoliopsida; Fagales; Juglandaceae
Product: hydroxyacylglutathione hydrolase cytoplasmic
Exons: 6
Coding region: 115-750 (211 amino acids)
Molecular function (GO): hydroxyacylglutathione hydrolase activity
Source: RefSeq, a predicted model, not a curated record
GGGACGCAACCACGGUUGUCCGUAGCAUUUCUGUUUUGUAAUCGGGUGUUUGAGUGGACGAUCCCAGAAGCAACAUUGUAGAAGAGGGACAAGCCAGCAGCCGGCGAUAUUCAGAUGAAGGUUUACUCGGUUCCGUGCUUGGAGGACAACUACUCCUACCUCAUCGUCGAUGAGAGCUCGAAAGAAGCCGCAGCAGUGGAUCCCGUGGAGGCUGAGAAAGUUGUAGAAGCUGCCAAACAACAUGGCGUCCUUCUCAAGCUCGUUCUCACCACCCACCAUCACUGGGAUCACGCUGGUGGAAAUGAUAAGAUAAAGCAGCUGGUACCUGGGAUUAAGGUCUAUGGUGGUUCGCACGAUAAUGUGAAGGGUUGCACUGAUCAAGUGGAAAACGGUGAUAAGCUCGUCCUUGGGGCUCAUAUCAAUAUACUCUGUCUUCACACACCUUGUCACACCAAAGGUCAUAUUAGUUAUUACCUGACCAGCAAAGAGGAAGAAGAACUAGCUGUUUUCACUGGAGACACAUUGUUUAUUGCUGGUUGUGGGAAAUUUUUUGAGGGAACAGCAGAGCAGAUGUAUCAAUCACUAUGUGUAACACUGGGUUCAUUGCCCAAGCCAACUAGAGUGUAUUGUGGCCACGAGGUAAUAAUGUCGGGGAACCUCUCCAAGGCAGGGGCCCUUCGGACCUACCCCUGUAGAGUAGACCCCGGUCCCAUGCACUGCACUCUGGGAAGUUUUCCUAUACAGAACUAGUUAAAUCGCUGGCUUUUCACCAGGGGGUAUGGCCCCAAAAUAUGUUGCACCCAUGAGGUGUUGAACCUUGGACCUUGAGGGGAGUGGUACUCCAAGAUCAAGGCUUUUCCCACUUGGGCCAACUCCUUGAUGCAAUAGUGUUGUCAUUAAUAUUUUACGUUUAAGGUAGAGCUGACAUGGUGAGGACACAUGUCACAAUUAUAUUGGUGCUUAAUUGGCACCUUGUUAGAGUUAUACACAAAGAUUGGCCAGAAUGACUCUUUUGAAAAAUGAUCCAAGUACCUAAAUGAGUGCUUGAAAUCGUAUGGCUUCUUUAAAAUGAGCAAAACCUGGGGACCAAUUAUACGUUUAACCCAAAAGUCUUGCUAAAUUUAUAUGAAUUAGUGGCUAAAAACAUCCAUUGGGCACCAUUGGGCGGUGUGGAGAAACCUUAAAACAAUAGGAGUAUGUCCUUGAUCACAUUUAUUGAUAUUAAUUUUAUUACAAUCGGAUUUGACAGAGCUUACUUCUUUGUUACUCAUAUUUCUUAUCAUAGUUACUAAUUGUUUUUAUAGGUAAGAUAAAUUAUGUUAAAACAAAUAAAACAGGCGUUGUCCAAUUACUCAGGGAGUAUACAAAAUAAAACACCCAGUUACAUUCUAGGUACCAGAAAAUGAUACAAGAAACAAUUGAGCAGUAGUUCCAUUGAGUGCAAUAGCAGAAAACUAAAGAAAUAAAGUGUGGAGAUUUCAAAGUUCAUCUAAAGUGCUGCUCUUGGGAAGAUUUUGACAGUUGAUAAUCUAAGGAAACGUGGUAUUGUUUUGGAGUGGUGUUGUAAUGGAGAAUCUAUUGACCAUUUACUUUUACAUUGUGAAGUGGCCAGGGAGUAAUGGAUUGGCAUUUUCAGUAGGGCUAGGUUGUGUUGGGUUAUGCCUAAGAGUUUGGUGGAUUUAUUAGCUUUUUGGAAUAGGCAUCAUAAUAGCUCUCAACUGGCUAAGGCGUGGAGAUUGAUAGCUUUGUGCCUAAUGUGGUCCAAAUAAUGUGGUGCAUUUGGACGGAAAGGAAUGAUAGGUGUUUCAACAAUAAGAAGAGAGCAGUGAGGGAAAUCUGGAAUUUCUGUGUUCUCUCUUAUUCAGUGGUUUUCUGCUAUUGUUCUUAAGGGAGGGAAUGUUAAUGAGUUUUUUGUAUUUUUUUAGUUUUCUAGAAUGUAAUUAGGUGUCUCAUUUUGUAUACUUCUUAUGUACAUGGGCUUUGCCUAGUUUCAUUCUCUUCAAUAAAGUUUCUUACUUAUCAAAAAAAUAAAAAAGUUAAUCUAAAGUCCGCUUCCUAUCUUCAAAGUUCAAGUUACUUAUCAGAAAAAUAAAAUUGUUUCUUAUCGGAGUUUUCUGUCUGGAAUUUAAUGUUACUGUCGUGUAUUUUCUCCAGUACACAGUGAAAAACUUGCAGUUUGCUCUGACAGUUGAACCAGAUAAUGUGAAGAUACAACAAAA